CACACAAUUGCUAUUGUAUAACGACCAUGGCUCAGUACAAGCUGGAAGUGACAACGGGUAACAUGAUGAAUGCGGGAACGCUUGACCAUGUACAUGUCACCUUAAUUGGAAGUGGAGGGAAGAGCGAGCGAACCAAGUUGGACAAUUUUGGUGUAGAUUUUCGAACUGGGAUGACAGGGGUGUACAAUGUGAAAACCAGUUUGCCCCUGGGGAAACUUCUGCUAGUCAAAGUGGAAAAAGAUCCUUUCUUUCUUCUCCCAGAAGAUGAGUGGUACUGUUCCAAAAUAGUGGUGACGACUCCAGAUGGAGAUGUCAUUCUUUUCCCCUGUAACAGAUGGAUCUCCAGGGGAGAGCUGAUGGAACUGAGAGGAGGGAGAGCCAUGAUGGUUUUUGAGGAGGACCAUCCACUGUUGAUUGACCACCGUGAAAAAGAGCUCACACUUAAAAGAAGUUUGUACCAAUGGCAGAUUAUUGAUCAAAGCCUACCACACAUGAGCAAUUUCAAUUAUAUGUCUGAACUUCCAGCUGAAGUCUGCUUCUCCAUGUCAAGAUUAAUGGAAAUACUUUACACGAAAGGAAUUACUAAAGUUGAACUCAUGUUUAAGGGACUGGCUGGAUCUGCUGAACGAUGGGAAAGCAUUGAGGACAUGAAAAAAAUCUUCUGGUUCAAAAAGACAGCAAUAUCAGAGUAUGUUACAGAGCACUGGAAGGAAGAUGACUUUUAUGGGUUCCAGUUUAUGAACGCAAUCAACCCCAACGUGAUCAAAAGGUGCUCAGAACUUCCUUCAAACCUUCCAGUCACAGAGGAGAUGGUGAAGCCCUUCCUGCAGAAGGGAAGCUCUCUGAAGAAGGAAAUGAAAAAAGGCAAUAUAUUCCUCUGUGACUACAAGAGGUUAGAUGGAUUGCCCACAAAGGUGUAUGAUGGUGAAUCUCUGCAUGUCACUGCUGGUCUCUGUUUGCUCUACAUGAACCCAGAGAACAAACUGAUGCCAAUUGCAAUUCAGCUGCAGCAACAACCAUCCGAGCAGAACCCCAUAUUUCUGCCCAGUGACAAGGAGACGGACUGGCUCCUAGCCAAGAUGUUUCUUAAAAAUGCAGAUACCAUACUACAUCAGUCAAUCUCUCACUUCAUGUCAACUCACCAUUUGGCAGAAGUCUUCACUGUUGCCACUCUUCGCAGCUUCCCUGCGAUUCAUCCUCUCUACAAGCUGCUGAUCCCUCAUUUCCGUUACACUCUCCAAAUAAAUACUAUUGGCCGGAAAUCUAUUUUUGGAAGGGAUGGGAUUUUAAGCAAAAGUUCACUUGGAUACGACGGGACAUUAGAGCUCAUGAGAAGGUCUUUCUCUGAGCUGACCUACAGCUCCCUCUGUCUGCCAGAGAACAUCACUGCACGAGGACUGGAGUCCAUCCCGAACUUCUACUACAGAGAUGAUGGCCUGAAGUUGUGGAACAUCAUCAACAGAUUUGUGAAGGCAGUAGUGGAGUACUAUUAUCCCUCAGACACUGAGGUCAGUAAAGACACUGAGCUGCAGAAUUGGAUCGGUGAGAUAUUCACCCAUGGCUUCUUAGGAAACAAAGUCUCAGGGUUUCCAGAAAGCUUUGUAACUGUUGAGGAAGUGAUCAAGUUCAUCACCAUGGUGAUAUUCACAGUGACAGGUCAACAUUCUGCAGUCAAUAAUGGACAGUUUGACUACUACUCCUGGACACCCACUGGUACGCUCCUCCUGCACAAUACUCCUCCAACCACUAAGGGGCAGUCAAGCAUGAAGACAAUUUUGGAAACCCUCCCAAAUGUUGGACUGACGGUCUCUUUUGUGACAAUGGUGUGGAUACUUACAGACAAGUACACUGACAUGGUUCCCUUAGGUACAUACCCUGAAGAACAAUUCAAUGAACCUGGCAUUAUGGAGAUGAUUAAGAAUUUUCAAGUGGAGUUGUCCUCCCUCAGUGAAGCUAUUACAGAAAGAAACUCACAGCUUGAAGUGCCCUACACUUAUCUGGACCCUGCUCGGAUAGAGAACAGCAUAACCAUUUAACUAACCCUUUAAAGUCACGUUGUCUUUCGGGAUUAUUACCAAUACAUAUCCUUUUCUUCACACCUGUCUUGCAUGUUGGUUGUGUGUCAAACACAGCUAAAUGAGAUGUAAGUGAGAUGGCAGAGACAGUGAGGUAUUGCAUGCUCGGAGAGGAUGAUUUUGGCUCCGCUAUGUUAAGUGCAUCUGUGGGUUACCUUUGUGUGAAUUAUGUAUAACAUAGACAUAUGCUGAAAAAUUAUUUCAAUGAGCAGUUUGUUAAGCAAAUCUUUAUGCACCAGCUUGGACUCAUGAAUCAAUUAGGUCAUGCAUGAUGCAAUAAACACAGACGA
Scatophagus argus is the source of this 2365-nucleotide messenger RNA. RefSeq names its product hydroperoxide isomerase ALOXE3-like. Bases 27 to 2036 code for a protein of 669 amino acids. The transcript is spliced from 14 exons. Gene Ontology annotation, molecular function: iron ion binding; protein binding; oxidoreductase activity, acting on single donors with incorporation of molecular oxygen, incorporation of two atoms of oxygen. Gene Ontology annotation, biological process: lipid oxidation; linoleic acid metabolic process. NCBI's taxonomy places the organism in Eukaryota, Metazoa, Chordata, Actinopteri, Scatophagidae. The record is from RefSeq and is a predicted model, not a curated record.